This is a messenger RNA of Cladocopium goreaui, 2544 nucleotides long. The record is from the annotation of a GenBank genome assembly. Lineage: Eukaryota; Dinophyceae; Suessiales; Symbiodiniaceae.
AUGUAUCGUGGAUAUCGUGGUUUGUUGAAAAGCUACCACGGGAUCGGGUCACCUGCAGAGAGAUCACCACGGCGCGAGGUGGUGCUGGUGUUGGUAAAGAAGGAUGGGUUGGCACUGGAAUGGGCUGCUGACGGUCUGAGAGCUGAUCGUGAAGUGGUGCUGGCAGCUGUUCAAAAGGGAGCGUUUGCAUUGGAAUUUGCUGCCAACAGCUUGAAGAGAGAUCGUUCAUUCAUCCUGGCAGCUGUUUCAACAAAUGGCUAUGCCUUGGCGUGUGCACCGAAGUUCCAAGGAGAUCGACAGAUCGUUGAAACGGCGGUGCGUGAAGACGGCAGUGCUUUGGAAUAUGCCUCUGAUGAGUUACGCGGCAACAAGGACGUGGCGCUGCUGGCGGCCGCGUCGGAUUCGGCCUUGGAGCACGUGGCGCUCCAUCUGUGGAAGGACCGAAGCUUCGCCGCUGCGGUGCUCAGCAAAAACGCCGCCGCCGUGGAGUUCCUGCUGCAGAACUCUGCCGAAACGCUCUGUGAUGAGAACUUCCUGUUGGAGGCCGUGGGGCGAAAUCCCAAUCUGCUGCCCCGACUCGAUGGCACUGCGACAGUGUCGUUGACCUCGGAGUUCCUGGUGCGGGCCCUGCGGCGCAACGCCCGGUGCUUCACGGCGUGCCUUCGCGCCACACACACCGUGCAUCGUCAGACGCAGGCAACGCCGGCAACGCCUGCACCGCCUGCGCCCUUCACUCGGGACAUUCUCAUCCGGGCCCUAAGUCUUGAGCUGCUGAACGAAUUGCACAGCAAUGCUCCAGAGCUUUUGGACAAAGACUUUGUGCGCUCAGCUGUGGAAGUGAUUCCUGAAGCAUUUUUGUAUGCAGACUCGGACUUCAGGAGAGAUGCCGAACUGGUGAAAGCUUUGUCAUGCAGAAGAGCUUCGAGCUUGCAAUAUGCAGAUGCAGAGCUGCGAAGUAACCAGAAGUUCCUGCUAUCUCUGAUCGAACUCAACGCUGCAUGUUUGAAAUUCUGUUCUCAGGACCUAGUUCUGUCCACAGACUUCAAUCUGAAAGCACUCCAAGUGAACAGUGGGGCUCGAGAUCAUGUGGACUCCAUGCUAUGGAAGGACAGGUCCUUUGUAUUGAAAGUGUUGGGAUGUUCAGAGAUUUCAACCAACACUGCUCUUGAGAAGGUGGCCGCAGAGCACCCAGAGCUCCUGGCAGAUUACGACUUUGCCUUCCAAGUUGUUGAGAUGCGAGGAUCGUCUCUGGCAUUUCUGGGUGAAUUUUCUGGAGAUAAGAACUUGGUCUCCGCAGCGCUGGAAGACGACCCCAAGGCGCUAGCUUGGGCCUCGCCGGCCUUGCGGGAGGAUCACCGGUUGGUGCUUUCUGCGUUGCGGAAGGACGGCUCGGUUCUGCAUGAUGCUGGGCCCAGCAUCAAAGACAACGUGGCCAUGGUGUUGGAAGCCACGAAGUCUGUUCCGUCUUCGUUCCAGUUUGCAUCUGAACGGAUUCGAAAAGAUCAGGACGUGGUGUGGCAGGCUCUGAAGCUCUCGCCCCAAGUUCUCGCUUUUUCUCUGCUGGCGGCUGAUGGCAACUUCGUUUUGAGUGCCUCUAUCCAUUUUGAAGCUGCAGUUCAAUAUGCCGAAGAGGUGCUGCUGAUGAAUUUGGGCUUCUGCUUGUCCUGCGUGGCGCAGAACGCCGCGGUGCUCAGCUUUUUGCCCAACGAACUGCGGGCCUCGGCGUCCUUCGUGGAGGCUGCGGUGAGAGCCAACAGCCAAGCCUUGUACUUUGCACCCCGACAUCUUCAGUCAGAUCCUGCCCUGAUCCGAUUGAGCACUGGCAGUGGUGGCAGUAGUGGCAGUGGCUUGGCCUAUCCAUCCUCAUUGUGUCGUGAUGCACAGACGCUUCAGCAGCAUGGGGUGCCACUUGAGCGACUCGGUCGAUCCGGAUCUGUUCAUGCCGUAGCUGCCGGGAAUCGAAUCCUUUCUGACUGGGAACGUUUGGAACGACUUUCCGUCAAAGCUCUUCAGGAGGAAUGCUCCAUGCGUGGUUUGUACGGAAAGGAGUGCUUGGAGUGGUACGGCGUCGAUUUCCUGAUCCUGCGUUUGAAGAGGCUUGUGCUUUUGCAGGAGCUGCCGCUUCAGGAACUCCGCUCCGCGGCCAAAGUGGACAGCGCCGCAAGCAGCUCGGCUGCCACUGCCUUGAAAGUCGGGGCGUCGGUGCUGGUGGUGGAAGACUUCUUCAGCGUGGGCAACGUGAAGCUGAAGCGAGGACUCGUUGGGAAGGUUACGAUGAUCGACAAGAUGGAUGCCAAGAUCGAUUUCAGAGAGCAAAACACCAGCGCUGGAACAUUUGCAUCUCAAUGGGUCUAUCAAAAGGAUUUCAUCAAGUUGAAGGUGGAGGAAGAUGAGGAGGAACAAAGCAUGUUGCUGAACGAGCUCAUGAUCGACCUGUUCGCAGGCGUCUAUGAAAGGAAAGGUGUUCCCGUGAGAAGUUUGCAAAGUUUCCCAGCCGCCAGCGCAGUGCUCGAACGAUGGGAAAGUCUCGUGGCUGAAGAUUAA